Messenger RNA from Spodoptera littoralis (African cotton leafworm), 933 nucleotides. NCBI's taxonomy places the organism in Eukaryota, Metazoa, Arthropoda, Insecta, Lepidoptera, Noctuidae. The record is from the annotation of a GenBank genome assembly.
CGAAGGUGACAUUGUUUUCCCGUCAUUUUUGUUGUUAUAUGUUGUUUUUAUUUUGUGUUAACAUCAAAAUCGUCAGUGCUAUGUGAUCUAAUUGAUAUAUUCAAUAUUCCGUUCAGCCUAAUAGGUACAUAUGACUACAAAUAGUUUUAUGAUACCAAACCUACUCAACAGUAAUUCUCUCUUAUUAUACCUAUAUAAAAACGAGCUAUAAUCCGCAAAUGGUGCACAGAGCUGUAAUGACUGAAAAAACCUGCGACCACGCACGUAUUCUAGUGCAGGACCCUAAGACACACAUGUGGUCAGGGCCGUUGGCAGGCGAAGACAACUCGAUCGCUGAAACAUGGAGGCGGAAGUGCGGUUGUAUACGCACCAGUGACAAGCUCAAAACUAUCCUGGGCUCAUUUCCAAAUCCACCGCCACCAACUCCUAUGGCCAAACAUUCGUUUGAUAAAACAUGCAUGUACGGAGGCAUCCGCGAGAAACAUAUGCCGUUGGAUAGUUGUUGUUGGCAAGGAGAAAAAAAGGUAAAUCCGAGCAAGUCGUGGCAGGUGAUAGGAGAGUUGGUGCAGCUGGUACAACUGUCAGUAACUGCGACAGCCCUGGCUCUGUACUACCUCAUCUAUUGUUAUAUGCAACUGGUGUACUACACGCUUAGAAGUGCCCUUUACUUCCACAAUGCCGACGGACCAAUGAAAAUUACAAUUGGAGUAGUAACACUAACAUCUUUAAUAAUUGGAUUUAACUUGAUGCUGCGGAUGGAGAGAGUACUCGGAAUAAUUUACUAAAUUAUUGUGUAUAGCAAUUAUUUCAACAUAUUGUACAGCUUGUACAGACUUUAUAAUCAAGCAAAAGUAACAAAACCAAACGAAGUGAGUUAGUUGGCAAAGAUAACAAAUAAAUUACAAAAGAAUCCAAUAACCGACUGAAAAUUAG